AUGACCACCCAGAGGCAGGCCAACGAGGACGCUUACUCCCGCGCGUCCAGUCCUGAACAGACCAUCGCUGGCGACGACGAAGACCUACAUGGCGAGCAUGUCGAAUUUGACGAGCCGCGGAAAGUAACGCCGCUGCCGAAACUGCAGCUGUUCAUCGCCAUCUUCAUUCAGGUCGCAGAGCCGGUGACCUGCACCGUCAUUUACCCUAUAGUCAACGACCUGAUUAGGUCGCUCGGUAUAACGCACGGUGAUGAAACCAAGACUGGCUACUACGUGGGCAUCGUGGAAUCUAUAUUCUACGCAGCAGAGUGCCUCACGGUGAUGCACUGGGGACGUGCAUCCGACAUCGUCGGUCGCAAACCAAUACUAUUGGGUGGAAUGGCGGGCCUGGCCUUAUCGAUGUUCGGCUUUGGUCUUUCAAAACGAUACUGGCUACUACUCCUCAGCCGGGCACUACAGGGCGCCUUCAAUGGCAACGUUGGUGUCACCAAGAGCGUCAUGGCGGAGAUCACAGACGCAACUAACGCUCCCCAGGCUUUUGCCUUUCUCCCUGUAGCUUGGUCUGUCGGAUCUACUUUAGGACCUGCAAUAGGAGGGGCUUUCUCCAACCCGGCCGAGAGGUGGCCAAAGCUUCUUGGACAUAUUGAGUUCCUACGCGCAUUUCCGUUCUUUUUGCCGUGUUUCGUUGCGGCGUUGGUGCCAGUUUUGGCCUUCCUUUUGGCUUCCGUUGCAAUGAAGGAGACAGCACCCAGUGUGCUUCGCAGACGGAAGCAGCGAGAACUCCUCGCUGAUCGUACAUCGGCGUCGAUCAACGAAGAGCGUCGGGCAUGCUCAACCUAUGGUGCGGUGGACUCGGAUGACGUUCUCGUCCGACAACCCGACAGACCACGCUCGGUCGAUUCCAUGACCGAAACCUCGGAAACCGAUGCUCUGCUCUCCAAGACUACUGCUCCAUCCUUCCGAUCCGUCUUCAUCCCCCAGGUCCUUAUCCCAAUCACCAACUUUGCAUUCCUCGCCUUUCUUGACCAAUGCGUUUUGGUGCUCAUCCCACUCAUUUACUCCACCCCACUCUCAUUAGGUGGGCUCAGCAUGGCACCAUCUAAAAUCGGUGGCAUUCUCGGUGUGUGGGGUGUCCUGAAUGGGCUCUUCCAGGUCCUGUGCUUUGCAUGGGUCAGGAGGAAGCUGGGACAUCGGACAACGUAUAUGGUUGGUAUUGCGGGUAUGGGUGUGGUGUUUGCCAUGUUCCCUAUUUUGUCGGCGUUGGCGGGGCUCGAAGGCGGCCAAGUCGGGCCCGCCGUGUACCUGGGCAUCGCGUUCCAAUUGGGAUGUUAUUCAUUCUCGUACAUGUCUUACGCUUGUAUGUUCUUGUACAUUGGCGCUGCUGCUCCGUCACGGGAGACGCUGGGUACGACCAAUGGGCUGGCACAGCUUACUGCAUCGGGUGUGAGAGCUUUGGCGCCGACCACAGCCUCUUCACUUUUCUCCAUUUCGCUGUCUUUGGCGUCGAGGGGUGGACGCCUGGGAUAUCUAGGAGGUUUGAUGGUAUAUGUUGUGCUGAACAUUAUCACCGUCGCGUCUCUGACUUGGAGUAAGCGGUUGGAUCGCGAACUCCGGCAGAGGAGAGAUUGA
Molecule: messenger RNA, 1629 nt
Organism: Coprinopsis cinerea okayama7#130
Lineage: Eukaryota; Fungi; Basidiomycota; Agaricomycetes; Agaricales; Psathyrellaceae
Exons: 5
Coding region: 1-1629 (542 amino acids)
Biological process (GO): transmembrane transport
Molecular function (GO): transmembrane transporter activity
Source: RefSeq, a predicted model, not a curated record